AAGUGACACCAUGUACCUCAGUUGUGUCAACUUCACUAGUUUUGAUCUUUUGAGGUUAGGGCAUAUGUUUUUCAUACAAAACGUACAAUUUUAGUUUAAACUCUUAUUAAUUAAGAGAACAUUUCAUUUGAUACCUAAAUUAUACAAUAUAUUGCAAUUUCUUUAUUUCGAUUAAUUUCCAUUUAGCAUAUAAGAUUUUGGUUAUAGUAAAUAGUUAACGAAAGCUUUGCCAUUGUUUUUAUAACUAAAUUCAUCGUUGAUAAAUUGUUUAAAAAUGAAACGCAAUCGGGAUCACAUUGAUGCAGAAGAGUCAAAAUUAUCGUCGUUACUCUUCAACAAAAAUGAAAAAUUCGCGGAAAAACUUAAAACGAAAGACACACAGAAUGAAUUAACUGAACGUAAACCAAUCUGGAAGGAUGAAGACGAUGAACAGUAUCGUGUAAAUACUGUUAUACCAAAAUUAAGUGACAGUGGACUUUAUGCAAAAAAACUUAAACAAAAAUAUGAAACCUUAGUCGGCACACCCAGUUGGGCGAAAAUCGGUGAGAAGAAAGAAGAUAAAGGCUUCAAAUCGGAUGUUGUGAAAACAGUUGGCCAUUUACAAAAGAAAAAGAUAACGAAGUUUAGCAAACAGAUAUUGGAGAUAAGCAACCACACGAAAAUUGUAACGAAUCGCAAAACAAUCACUUCCACAGCAGAAUUCCAUCCCAAAGUGAGUGCAAUUUUAUUGGGAGAGCACACAGGAAUAGUUUCGCUGUAUUCAAUUGAAGACAAACCAAAUAAAUUACAUAGUUUCAAGCUUGGAGGUUGGCAAAUAAGUAGAGCAAAGUUUAACCAUGAUGGAUCCAAAGCCUAUAUUUCAUCAAAACUUAAACAUGAUUACUGUGUUUAUGACUUGGUACAAGCAAGUAAUAAGGUUAUUCAGUUACCCAAGAUAGUUAAAAGAGCUUACAUAUUUGAACUAUCUCCUGAUGGGAAAUUUAUUGCAGCUACUAUGGGAUUUGACGAAGUUUUCAUAUUGUGUUCAAAGUCGAAUGAGCUCUUGAAGUCCCUGAAGAAUAAUACUAAUGUCAAAUCAUUGGUCUUUAGCCCUGACUCUACACAAAUAUACUGUUAUAAUGAAGAAGGCUAUGUCGUUGUUUGGGACCUCACUACAUAUAGGACAGUGAAAAAGUUCCUUGAUAAUGGAUGUAUCAAUCCCUCUCGUAUUAAAAUAAGUCCUUGUGGAAGGCUCUUAGCAACUGGCACUGGAGAAGGCAUUGUCAAUGUGUAUGAAACAUCUAAUUUAACUACCAGUGAUCCAAUUCCCUUGAAAACAAUAUCACAUUUACAAACUAAGAUAACAAAUAUCAACUUUAAUUCGACUUCAGAGGUGCUAUCUCUUGCAUCCAGUUACUAUCCCAAUGCUGUUAAACUUGUCCACAUACCAUCUUAUCACGUUUUUGGCAACUUUCCACCACAGAGUACCAAUUUAGUACAAGUUGAGAUGGUAAACUUCUCUCCUAAUAGUGGUUAUGUGGGUAUAAGUAACAAUAAAGGUGUUGUAAACCUGUUUAGGCUACGACAUUUCCGUAAUUACUAAGAGAAUAAAGAUAUUUUAUUGACA
Messenger RNA from Zerene cesonia (dogface butterfly), 1606 nucleotides. RefSeq names its product U3 small nucleolar RNA-associated protein 18 homolog (gene wcd). Gene Ontology annotation, biological process: rRNA processing. The record is from RefSeq and is a predicted model, not a curated record. Gene Ontology annotation, cellular component: small-subunit processome; Pwp2p-containing subcomplex of 90S preribosome. Gene Ontology annotation, molecular function: protein binding. NCBI's taxonomy places the organism in Eukaryota, Metazoa, Arthropoda, Insecta, Lepidoptera, Pieridae. The transcript has 2 exons. Bases 275 to 1582 code for a protein of 435 amino acids.